Pogona vitticeps (central bearded dragon) is the source of this 4450-nucleotide messenger RNA. It is a transcript of the gene ZNF804B, whose product is annotated as zinc finger protein 804B. The record is from RefSeq and is a predicted model, not a curated record. Gene Ontology annotation, cellular component: nucleus. NCBI's taxonomy places the organism in Eukaryota, Metazoa, Chordata, Lepidosauria, Squamata, Agamidae.
GCUGCUGGAUGAGAGGGAGAGAGGGAGAGCCUCGAGAGGGAGAGGGAGAGACAGGGAGUGGGUGGGUAAAAGGGGACACUAGUGGCUCCUUCCUUCCUUCCAGGCGUCUGCUCCAGCGGGGCGGAGAAGAGCAAGCGCUUCUUGGCGACUCUGCUUUUUGUGACUACUGCUGCUGCUGCUGCGUGACGGUGGCGAAGCCCCCGCUCGCUCUUCCCACCUACCCACCCUCUUGCUCAGGAGCCAGGGUCUUCUUGCGCGCUGACCCAUUGCCCCGUUCUCCAACCAGCCCGGACCCGCAUGGCGUGCUACUUGGUGAUCAGCUCCAGGCAUCUCAGCAACGGGCACUACCGUGGCAUUAAAGGGAUCUUCAGGGGACCGCUCUGCAAGAACGGCUCUGCCUCCCCGGACUUUGCUGAAAAGGAGAAAGCUGCUGCAAGGGCUUUGGAGGAUGUGAAGUCUAACUUCUACUGUGAAUUAUGCGACAAGCAGUAUCACAAACACCACGAGUUUGACAACCACAUCAAUUCCUAUGAUCAUGCUCACAAGCAGAGGCUGAAGGAGCUAAAACAGAGGGAAUUUGCUCGGAAUGUGGCUUCAAAGUCCUGGAAAGAUGAGAAGAAACAGGAAAAAGCACUCAAACGACUUCAUCAGCUGGCUGAGCUGCGGAAGCAGUCGGAAUGUGUCACUGGAUGUAAAAACCCCCAAGUGACGGUAGAGAAAGAACAACAACCACAAGAAAACCUUCUCUUAGGUCAAGAAAGAAAAGCCAAAAAUGAAGCUGAAAAACAAAAUCUCACCAGCAGUACUUCAGAGAAGCAACAGGAACUUUUGCUAAGCAAAAGCCAGUCUUGCGUAGAGAGACGCCAUUUGCUUAGAGAUCGUAUCCCUCCAUCAUUCUCCUGUGGCACCAAUAACUGUAAUCGAGCUGGGGUAUCUUUUUCGUUUGCUAAAAAAGUCCAUUUAAAGCUUGAGUCAUCAGCAUCCGUUUUCAGUGAGAACAUGGAAGAAGCAUAUGAUUGUCUUGGAUCACCUAGGCAUAAAGCAAAAGAGAGAUCUGAAAAGUGCCAAGGGUGCAUACAUAUGAGUGACGAGAGAAAAGCAAAUGUGCAAAAACGGUUAAACACGCUUCAAGGUCACUCAGAGAUCGUUGUAUCAUGCAAUUUGGCUGGAAAAAAUAAAACACAAAAAGAAAAUGAUCCCAGCAUUAACAAAGCUGAAGUGGAAAUGCAUCUUUCAUCUUGUAAAAACAACAUCCAUCCUUCAGAUUUGGAAUGCACUGCGUCUCCUGGUGUAAGAAAACAAGGAAGAGUAUCUUGGGAUGAGAAUCAGAAGUCAUUGGAAACUCUCGUUGCACCUCCGGGUCACACUCAGACUGUCUGUAUGCAGCAAAAUGCGUAUAAGCACAAUGAUGCCCCAUUAGCAGAAUAUGUCUCUGACAGAUUAUUAUCAACCCAAGACUCAUCCAAGCAAGGACAUCCAUGCGAAUUUAACUACAGUCCCUUUGUAUUCAAACAAUCUCCUAAUUGUUCAAAAACUGUGAAUACAAAUGCAGAAACACCCAGGGGUAAUGCAGUGGUUCAUGAAAUUAAGCCUAAAUCAUUGCCUUUUCUUCAAGUACUGAGUAAAGAUGGCACCACAGCCUUACGGUGGCCCACAGAACUUCUUUUUUUUACAAAAACAGAACCCUCUAUUUCCUAUGGUUGCAACCCUUUAUAUUUUGAUUUUAGACUUUCCUUGUCCCACAGAGACAGCGGACAUCAUGAAGUCAACACAGAAAGAGAACACCCAGACACAAUGGACAUAGAUGGAAAUGAAGCCUCAGGUCUAAGUGAGAUCCAGCAACCAUCUAGUGGAAAAGAUAAUCGGUCCUUAAAGCCAAAGAAGAUUAGAGCUUUGAGCCUCAAACAGCCCCAGCCAAAAUUGGAUUUAGACACAGAGAAUGAAAUGCAUCAAAGUGCUCCAAAGUAUAUUUCAGAUGAUUUGAAUGAAAAUGUACCACAAGUGCCUGCCUGCCUCGAUUGCUCACAAAGGCAUCACGUAACAGCAAUCAGACCCUGUCCCACAAUGCAUGUGAGAUCUUUAGCACAGCACUUGCAGACCUGUGAAAAAACUCUACAGGAUGAAGUAACGGAAAACAUUUGCAUCUAUCCCUUGGUGUCUUCUAGGACAAACAUGCAAAAAUGUGCCCAAUGUGAUUUAAUAUAUUCCCCAACACGAACCAAUCUGGAUUUGGUUACCUGUACCGAGGACCUCAGUGAUGGCGGGAAAGAUUCCAUCCUCAGUUAUAACUUGGGUUCCAGCGGUGGAUUUGUGGCAAACACAGACAACAGAAGUUUGGAUGGUUGCUGGAAAUUUUCUUCUUUGCAAAACCCCUUGUCUGACAGGCAGUCUAAUUAUUCUGACACCUCCGCUAGCAGCGCAACUAGUUUUGCUACUUGCUACUCUAGUCACAGAUCAAGUGAUCACAGCAGAAGUCGUUUGUCUUUUUGUUGCAAAAGGAAACAAAAGCCGGUUGAAAGGCAGAAAUGUAAACACAAAAAGCACAAUUGUGUCUCAUCUUCAGAUGAUGCAGACGAGGACUGCCUUUUCCACGAGAAAAGUCAAAAAUCUCGAAAUUGUACACAGAGUCAUACAGUUAAAUAUCAAAGACAUCCAAGGUAUAGGUAUUUACUACAAAGAGACAUAUCAAAGCCAGGCAGAAAUAGACACCUUCUCUGUAAACACAGCAGGGGUAGGAGCUACAGCAGUUCCAAAGGUUCUUCCACCCAAGAUUCAGGAAGCAGUGAAAGAUCAUCAAGUUGCACCAGAUCAAGAGGGAGUAGUUCGGGAUCCCUUGCAAAAGAAUCAACGUACAGCUGGAACAAAUGCGAAAAGGAUGACAGCACUAAACCAGGGACAUCAGAGUCUGCACGCUCAGACUGCCAGUAUGUAACUUUUCCGUCAAAACGUACUGGAAUGUGCUCUUUCAACCGCUUAGAAAGAGAAGCAGUGGGAAAGAAGUCAUUAACUGCCAAGUUACUUCUAGAGAAGGUGAACUCAAAGAGGAACCAGGCACAAACUCAGAACACCGAGCUCUUUUCAAACCCCUAUGGGGUAGAUAUUCCCCACAGUCAAACUGAUAUUAAAUAUUUGUCUUCAGUAGGCAAUGAAGCAAUGUUCUCUUCACCUGAGAGAGCCGUACACCAUGAUACAAACAGAGUGUGGAACAAUGAACCCACUGCACUGCAAAGCAAUGCAGGCAAAGAUCAAGUUGACAUUAUGGCAAUAGAUAAUCUUACUUUUCCAGCCAGCACUAACUAUGGCGAUCGCCUGCUCAAGGAUAUAACUCAAAGAGGGCCUGGCUAUCAGUCCCCAUAUGUAGAAAAAGACACAGCAAUAACGGAGCAGUCCAGUCUCUUACCUGGUGAAAUGCAAUCCCUUCUACACAGCUGCGACCCAGUGCCAAAUGAUUUCCCUGGUGCUUUUUCUUCUCACAGAUAUUCUGUUGUUCCAAAUCUAACAGAGACCAAAGAAGAACACAACACAAGCAUGAACCUGAAGGGUCUGGAAGGGCAUCUGAACUGUCCCUCUGACAGCACUAUGCAUAAAUCGAGUGAAACAGAAAACAAGACAGAACUGUACAGCAAAUGCAUCUCCUCUCCUUUAACACAACAGCCUAUAACGUUUUCCCCUGAUGAAAUAGACAAAUACCGAUUCCUCCAGCUGCAGGCCCAGCAGCAUAUGCAGAAGCAACUUGUGGCAAAGCAUCUCAAGGUUCUGCCUGCUACGGGACAAGCCACCUUUCCUGCAUCUCCAGUCAUUCAGCCCAUUCCCAUUCACCAACACUCUGCUGUUGCUACCCUCCACCAUACACUUUUGCAGAGUUUUGCAUUCUCUGCUGGAGUGCAUCCUCACAGCAGCCACCUUUCCCUGACUCAUAUACACCCAUUCGCACAAUCUCAUUUUGCUCCCAUGUCUUUUUCACCUUUCGCUCCAACCUUCAUGCCUUCCCAUUCAGCCCUCCUGACAGGACACCCAUUCCGUUUGGUAUCAGCGACGCCCAUCCACCCAUCUCAUCUGGCGAUUCCACCAUUGCCCCACACAGCAUUUAUUCCUACUUUGUUCACUCCACAACUGAAUGCAGCUGCUGCUUCUGCAAUUCAUCUGAAUCCUUUCAUUCACCCACUAUUCCAAAGUCAGGAACUUCAGCAUCGUUCCUGACCAUAUCUUAGGCAUUGGUUAGUAGAACCAGUGGUGGGUGGGAAAGACAGGUGUAAAUUUGGGAUUAAAUUAUUGAAAACAGCAAAACCGUUGAUCUAUGCUUCAAGAAGCAAAUUGGAAUGGAAAUUCUCAUUUAGCAGUCUAAUUGCAUAUUAUAGGGAAGUUAUGGCUUAUAUAGCUAGAAUUACAACAAGGAUGCUGAGGGAAAUCAAGGUUUGGCUAGCAUAGCACAUGACUGUUAAUUCAGUGA